Messenger RNA from Cricetulus griseus (Chinese hamster), 2047 nucleotides. The record is from RefSeq and is a predicted model, not a curated record. Lineage: Eukaryota; Metazoa; Chordata; Mammalia; Rodentia; Cricetidae.
UUUAAACAGAUUUCUCAAGCUUAUGAAGUUCUUGCUGAUUCCAAAAAAAGGGAAUUAUAUGAUAAAGGAGGAGAACAGGCCAUUAAAGAGGGCGGAGCAGGUGGUGGUUUUGGCUCACCCAUGGAUAUCUUUGACAUGUUCUUUGGAGGAGGAGGGAGGAUGCAAAGAGAACGGAGAGGUAAAAAUGUUGUGCAUCAGCUCUCAGUGACCUUAGAAGACUUGUAUAAUGGCGCAACAAGAAAAUUAGCUCUGCAAAAGAAUGUGAUUUGUGACAAAUGUGAAGGCCGAGGUGGUAAGAAAGGAGCAGUUGAGUGCUGUCCCAACUGUCGGGGGACCGGCAUGCAAAUCAGGAUUCAUCAGAUCGGACCAGGAAUGGCACAAAUUCAGUCAGUGUGCAUGGAAUGCCAGGGUCAUGGAGAACGCAUCAGUCCUAAAGACAGAUGUAAAAGUUGCAAUGGAAGAAAGAUAGUUCGAGAGAAGAAGAUUUUAGAAGUUCAUAUUGAUAAAGGCAUGAAAGAUGGUCAGAAGAUAACAUUCCAUGGUGAAGGAGACCAAGAACCAGGACUGGAACCAGGAGAUAUUAUCAUUGUGUUAGACCAGAAGGACCAUGCUGUUUUUACACGACGAGGAGAAGAUCUUUUCAUGUGUAUGGACAUACAGCUGGUUGAAGCAUUGUGCGGCUUCCAAAAGCCAAUAUCCACUCUUGACAACCGAACCAUAGUCAUCACUUCUCAUCCAGGUCAGAUUGUCAAGCAUGGAGAUAUAAAAUGUGUGCUAAAUGAAGGUAUGCCAAUAUAUCGUCGGCCAUAUGAAAAGGGACGUCUUAUCAUUGAGUUUAAGGUAAACUUUCCUGAAAAUGGCUUUCUCUCUCCUGAUAAGCUCUCUUUGCUGGAAAAACUCCUUCCUGAAAGGAAGGAAGUGGAAGAGACUGAUGAAAUGGAUCAGGUAGAACUGGUGGACUUUGAUCCAAAUCAGGAAAGACGGCGUCAUUAUAAUGGAGAAGCAUAUGAGGAUGAUGAACAUCACCCCAGAGGUGGUGUUCAGUGUCAGACCUCUUAAUGGGCCAGUUCCUCUUUGUCAUUCUAAAUGCAGUAGUGAAUGUGGGAAGGACUGUAAUCAUAAUAUACUCACUACUUGGCUAUUGUUUUGUUUUAAUAUUCAACUAUAGUAGUGUUUUAAAAGUUAAAUGAAGAAUAAACACAAAUAUAAAAGCUCUGACUUGCCCUGUAUGUAUGAUGACUUCAAUGUGCAAGAUGAAGUUUAAUACUUGUAAAAAAAAAAAAAAAGCUACUUUAAAAAGUUUCCUAGCAUCUGUCAGGCCAUAUCUUGUGUAACUGAUAAUAGCUGUGUACAUUAUUAGACCGACAUGCUAGGUAUGUGUUGUGACCCUUAAUUGUUAAGCUAUGGAAUUAAAAUUCUGUAUUUAAUGGUAAUCAGAAAAAGAAAAUAUUUAGUAAUCACAUGUUGGGUCUGUCUAGUUGUAUGAAGUGGACUAAUUGUAAUGCCUCUGCAAUGUAUUGCCUCAGCCAUUACUAGAAGGUGGCAUAAUACAUAAUUUUGCCUGUUACUAGUGAUAGAAAUGAUACAUUCCUAAAGUUUAUCAAGCUACUGCUUAAGGGCUUGCUCUUCUAGAUUGCAUUCCCUUCUGCUGUGCCAUCUUUUAAAAAGUAUAUAUAUGUAUACAUAUAUACAUAUACACACACAUACACAUAGAAAACAUGGUCCCCUUCUCCUCAAACCAUGAUAAGCCCUUGGGUGGUGACUUCCAAAGCCCAAGUAAUUUACAAAUUAAAAUGAAGAGACCUUGUAUGUGGAGAAGUGAUUUGCAUGUGUAAUCCAAGAAAGGUGUUUCUUAGGUCUGUUACAGGCUUGCUAUUUGACUUAGGUCCCAACGUAACUGCAAUUUAAUGUUGGUAGUAUAGCAAAUUAUGAAUAGCUUUGUUGUAUGUUUUAAAGUCACAUGUUCACAUGCUUAAAUCUGGGUAUCAGAAUUUAAGCAGUUAUUGAAAUGUAUGACUGUCUUCUAAUAUACUGAUUCUAAAGUUUC